CUAAAAACGAAUCGGAUGGGCUUAGGAAGGGAUGGAAAUAGCAUCUCGACAGCCACAUCCAGAGACGAGUCGUGCUCUCGUAUCUCGCCCUCUCCUGAUCCUUCAACAUCGGCAUCUCAAAAGUCGAGUGUUGCCCUUUCAGUGAGAGGAUAUAACCGAUCGACUUGAAGUUCCUUUAAAACUUACUUCCAUUCCAAAUAAAUGGCAGAAAAUGACACCAUGGAAAAUGGUGGGGAGGAAUACAGCCCAGUUGAAUCACCUACUUUAGUGAACAUUCGGAGAAGAGACGAUAUAUGGCCGCCAAAAACGUCAAGUGUAAGGUAUUUGCCAAAGACGGGAUUCUCACCUACCAUUUUGGCAGAAAGAGGCCAAGGCAAAAAGUUCGUAUGGCCCCCUGAGAACGAAAAUGCUCAACCACACACUAGCCAAGUCGGUCACUUGCCAACAGGAUCUGCAGACCAAGCCUGGAAUCCAGAAGCCAACGCUCUGGGCAACAGACCACCGCCUUUCGCGCCACGCACUGCCCCCACUCGACGAUGCACAGACGACGUGUGGCCACCCAAAGGCAGUGAGUACCAGCUCAGACACCAUUCUUCACCCAAGCCCGUGAAAACACUAGGACGAUUCGAGGACUACAUCAAGUGCCGACAUGGUCCUUCUGUGCCACCUACCUACAGGACGCCACCUGGUACUCAACACAUACAGGUGACUCAUAUUGAAGGGGAAUUCAUCCACGAAUCAAAGACGACGACGACCACAGCUUUAACGAACAGCACAUAUGUAAGGAGGGAAGCGCAGAUGACAACUCAACCCAAAGAGGAAGAAGUUGAAGAGGAAGAGGAAGAGGUUGAAGAGGAAGAGGAAGAAGAGGAGGAGGAGGAAGAGGAAGAAGGCGAAGAGGAGGAGGAAUAGAAAUUAAAAAAAAAAAAAACACUGAGUGUGAUAUAAAAAAAAAAAUUGCCUUGCAAACUAAGCACGUCACCGUAUUUGUUUUUGAAAUGCGUAGCAUCAUUGCUAAACAUAAUGAUUACUCCCUAGCUCAAAACAGUUUCAGCCACAAAUGCAUACAUUUAAAUAUCGAUUAAGUGUUCUGAAAAAAAAAUAUAACAUUAAAGUAAAAUUUAAAAAAAAAAGUUAAGCUUUGUUAUGCAACGGACAAUUUUCUGUGUAAAAAGAGUCUUCAAUAAAGCCUUUUUUCUUUGGAA
Messenger RNA from Uloborus diversus, 1205 nucleotides. Its product is annotated as armadillo-like helical domain-containing protein 4. The transcript is spliced from 5 exons. Bases 202 to 912 code for a protein of 236 amino acids. The record is from RefSeq and is a predicted model, not a curated record. Lineage: Eukaryota; Metazoa; Arthropoda; Arachnida; Araneae; Uloboridae.